This is a messenger RNA of Jaculus jaculus (lesser Egyptian jerboa), 2279 nucleotides long. RefSeq names its product exonuclease 3'-5' domain containing 2 (gene Exd2). The transcript has 9 exons. Bases 173 to 2053 code for a protein of 626 amino acids. Gene Ontology annotation, molecular function: nucleic acid binding; 3'-5' exonuclease activity. Gene Ontology annotation, biological process: nucleobase-containing compound metabolic process. Gene Ontology annotation, cellular component: cytoplasm; nucleus. NCBI's taxonomy places the organism in Eukaryota, Metazoa, Chordata, Mammalia, Rodentia, Dipodidae. The record is from RefSeq and is a predicted model, not a curated record.
GCACACUUUGCGCUGGGGUUACGCUGCCUGGCCGGCCGCUGGGCCGGAAGUGGUUGCGGCGUUUACGCCUCCGUACGCGCGGGCGGCCCGGGAGGCUCCAGCUUGACGGCCGAGAGGCUCCGCAGAUUGUGGGAUUGAUGAAUUGCUUUCCUAAGCAGAAAAAAAUUGGAAUAUGUCUAGACAGAGCAUUGUGGCUUUGACAGUGACCACCCUUCUCAGUGUGGCUGUCGGGGGUGUUGUCCUGUGGAAGGGCAUCCAGCACCGAUGGAGUAAGACCAGUCGUGGAACGCAGGAGCAGCGGCAGCCACAGCCGCGGGGGUCAGGCAGAAGCAAGGGCCCCCCACCAGAAGAAGACCAGCUGCCCUCCAGUGCUCCGAGAGCCCCCACAGCUUCAUGGGAGGAGAGGAUACUCCAGGCAAAGGUGGUGACAGUGUCUCAGGAGGCAGAGUGGGAGCAAAUUGAGCCCUUGCUUAGGAGUGAGUUAGAAGAUUUUCCAGUUCUUGGAAUCGACUGUGAGUGGGUAAAUUUGGAAGGCAAGGCCAGUCCUCUGUCACUUCUACAAAUGGCCUCCCAGAGUGGCCUCUGUGCCCUGAUUCGCUUGCCCAAGCUGAUCUGUGGAGGCAACACCCUACCAAGAACAUUGCUGGACAUUUUGGCAGAUGGCACCAUUUUAAAAGUAGGUGUGGGAUGCUCAGAAGAUGCCAGGAAGCUUCUGCAAGAUUACGGCCUCAUUGUUAGGGGGUGUCUGGACCUUCGGUACCUCGCCAUGCAGCAGGGAAACAAUUUGCUCUGCAAUGGGCUUAGCCUGAAAUCACUUGCUGAGACUGUUUUGAACUUUCCACUUAACAAGUCCCUUCUACUUCGCUGCAGCAACUGGGAGGCUGAGAAUCUUACAGAAGACCAGGUAACUUACGCUGCCAGGGAUGCCCAGAUUUCAGUGGCUCUCUUUCUCCACCUUCUUGGCUACCCUUUCUCUAGAAGUCCCCCUGAGGAAAAAGAUGGUGACUGUGUCAGCUGGAGAAAAACCCUGGAGAAAUGUCAGAAUAUGGUCGACAUCCCAUUCCGAAGCAAAGGAAUUAGCAGAUUGAGUGACGAGCUCAGUGGGGAAGCGAUAGAACCUCAGCAGAAGUCAAGAAAUAAGAAGUCCAAGACUGAUGGGAUGAUGCCAGGCAGCAACCAAGGGAGAGACCCCAGGAAAAAUAAAAGGAAGCCCCUGGGGGUGGGCUAUUCUGCCAGAAAAUCACCUCUCUACGAUAACUGCUUUCUCCAAGCGCCUGAUGGACAGCCCCUCUGCACUUGUGACCGGAGGAAAGCUCAGUGGUACCUGGACAAAGGCAUUGGAGAGCUGGUGAGUGAAGACCCUUUUGUGGUCAGGCUACAGUUUGAACCUGCAGGAAGACCCGAAUCCCCAGGAGACUAUUAUUUAAUGGUCAAGGAGAAUAUGUGUGUGGUAUGUGGCAAGACAGAUUCCUACAUUCGGAAGAAUGUGAUUCCACAUGAGUACCGGAAGCACUUCCCCAUUGAGAUGAAGGACCACAACUCCCAUGAUGUGCUGCUGCUGUGCACCUCCUGCCACGCCAUCUCCAACUACUACGACAACCAUUUGAAGCAGCAGCUGGCUGAGGAGUUCCAGGCCCCCAUUGGCUCAGAGGAGGGCUUACGCCUGCUGGAAGAUUCAGGUCGUAGGCAGGUGCGUUCCGGGGCCAGAGCCUUGCUUAACAUGGAGAGCUUGCCUGCCCAUCGGAAAGAGGAGCUGCUGCAAGCACUCCGAAAAUUUUAUGGCACAGAUACUGUCACAAAUGAGAUGCUUCAAGCAGCUGCCAGUCUGGAAACCAGGAUUUACAACGAAAACUACGUUCCUCAUGGGCUGAAGGUGGUGCAGCGUCACACCGAGGGCGGGCUGCGAGCCCUCAUGCAGCUGGAGAGCCGCUGGCGCCAGCACUUCCUGGACUCCAUGCAGCCCAGGCACCUGCCCCAGCAGUGGUCAGUGGACCACAACCAUCAGAAGCUGCUCCAAAAGUAUGGGGAUGACCUUCCCAUUAAGCUGACGUGAUCACUGCCUUUGUGCCCAGGUCUGGACUGGUUGGAAGCUGGAGCCAAGGUCAAAAAGUUACCUCCUCUUGUUUUAAUACGUCAUUAAUGAACAAAGCCCAUGACACAGAAUGCUAAUCUAUGCUAAUCCCAGGGUGCUUCUGAUGGAGCAAGUUUGUUGUUUUAAGGGGAACUUGUGGUUUUGAAAUUUUAAUUGAGCAAAAUCAGUAUUUUUUCUCCUCCUCUAU